Molecule: messenger RNA, 1533 nt
Organism: Eublepharis macularius
Lineage: Eukaryota; Metazoa; Chordata; Lepidosauria; Squamata; Eublepharidae
Product: sulfotransferase 6B1-like
Exons: 7
Coding region: 95-1033 (312 amino acids)
Biological process (GO): sulfation
Cellular component (GO): cytoplasm
Molecular function (GO): sulfotransferase activity
Source: RefSeq, a predicted model, not a curated record
AGAAAGUAUUCUUAAGCCAAGCUACUUCUCUAGCUUUCUUUGCAGAAUCACUCAAUCAACAGAAGAGAAAGCAGCAGAGAAAGAAAAAGACAAAAUGGCACACGUUAGAAAGAAGUUUAUUGAGAUUCUGGAAAAAGCAAUGGAAGAGGGUGAAAAGAUGACUCGAGAAGAGAUGCUGUUUACUUAUGAUGGGGUUGUAUACCCUACUGCUCUUUGCAGUCCGGAGGUCUUCAAGGCUCUCGAAUCCUUUGAAGCAAGGAGUGAUGAUGUCAUGCUAGCUGGAUACUGUAAAUCUGGUACUAACUGGGUCGGCCAAAUAGUUACAGAUUUAGUAAUAACAUCUGCAAAGAAACAUGAACCACACAAGCUGAAUGAAGAACUUCUGCUGGCAGAAUUUCCCUAUCUUGAAAUUGGAGAUACUGAAAAAUACAAGAGGAUGAACACCUAUCCCCCAAGGAGAGUUAUGUUUACUCACCUACGUGCUGACAAGCUUCCAGCAUCUGUCAUGAAAAAUAAAGCCAAAAUACUGCUGCUGCUUCGGAAUCCAAAAGAUGUAGCUGCAUCUUUUUUCCAUUUUUCAAACAAUUUUUCUCCAUAUCCUCCUUAUGACAACUUCGCUGACUACUUCCAAGCUUUAAUGAAAGGACAAAUGCCCUGGGGAAGCUAUAUUGAAUAUCUUUGUGUGUGGAACAACUAUAUUGAUAAAGAAAACGUCAUGGCAGUAACAUAUGAAGAAAUGAAAAAGAACACAGCUGCAGGAGCCAAACAGAUAGCUGAAUUCUUAGACCUGAACCUAAAUGAUGAAGAUAUUCAUGGUGUUGCAGAGAGGAGUACUUUCAAGUCUAUGAAGGAGAAAUCCAAAACAACUCAUGGUGAAUUUGGAGAUGUCCUUUUCCGUAAAGGUGGUGUAAGUGACUGGAAGACACUUUUCAAUGAAGAAAACAAUCAGGAAAUGGACACAGUAUUUAAAGAGCGUUUAGCAGCAACCAAAGUGGGAGAAAAGAUAAAAUAUGAUGUUUACUGCAAGUCUUGAAGACUGAGCAAGAGAGAUAGCAUUUGGGAGGGAACUUAUAAAUGUUCAUACAUGAUCAGAAGAUAGCAAGAUUGAGCUUUUUGAACACAUUUAGUAAUAAUCAUAAUUUUCCUUUAUGUGAAAGAGCAGUAGAAAUCAUAUAUAGUUUUUCCUAUUACAACUUUUACCAUGAUUAAGCUACACAUAUAUACGGAUACUCCAAUUCUAUUCAAUAAAUACCACAUUAUUCUUUCAGAUAUAUAACCUAGGUUAUACUUUGAUUAGUCUUUUCUACAUAUGCAAGCCUUAAAAAUUACAGGCAGGCUAAAGCAAUGAACGACAGGCAGACUAUACCAACACACACAUAGGAAUAUAUCUAUGUAUCUAUAUAUUUACAUGUACAUUAAAGCUGUUAAAGUCGAUUUUGAAUGAAAACUUUUUAAACACUGCCAUACAGUAAGGUCUGUUAAACAAUAUAAAUGGUCACAAAAGAAAAUAAAUAAAUAACAUUUUCCAAAAUA